Messenger RNA from Rubroshorea leprosula, 2378 nucleotides. The record is from the annotation of a GenBank genome assembly. Lineage: Eukaryota; Viridiplantae; Streptophyta; Magnoliopsida; Malvales; Dipterocarpaceae.
ACACUUCACUUCAGAGUUGCUCUGUUUUCCUCCAUUUCUCGAUUAGGGUUAGGUACUGCGAGGAAGAAGAAGAGGAAGGAGAAGAAAAAUCAAGAAGGGAAUAGGAAAAAUGGGGUUCUCAAUGCAGCCAUACGGGAUUUAGGCUAUGCUGAAAGAAGGGCACAAGCAUCUGUCUGGUUUUGAGGAGGCAGUUCUGAAGAAUAUUGAUGCUUGCAAGGAGCUCUCUGCUAUCACACGCACAUCUCUAGGCCCUAACGUUUUAUUUUCCAAAUUAUUCAAUAAUUUUUUAUUUUUUGGAUUUGAAAUGAAUGAAACAGAGGAUGGUGUCGAAUUACUCACUGUUAAGAGAGCAAAUCCGCCAACAUAAAACCAUGAACUUGUUACUUUCCCCCAUUUGAGCAGUUUUUAUUUGUCUUGUUUCUCUGAUUCUUUUUUCUAUAGAAGGGUUCCGUAAUUUUCCUUGUAAUUUCUUUGAACUCAGGUAUGAAUAAGAUGGUUAUAAAUCAUUUGGACAAGCUGCUUGUCACAAAUGAUGCUGCUACUAUUGUAAAUGAGGUUGAGGUUCAACGUCCUGCUGCCAAGAUAUUGGUUCUGGCAGGGAAGGCUCAACAGAAAGAAAUUGGUGAUGGUGCUAAUUUGACCAUUUCGUUUGUUGGAGAGCUCCUCCAAAAUGCAGAGGAGCUAAUUAGGACUGGCCUGCAGUCCUGCACCCAAGUGAGAUCAUCAGUGGAUAUACCAAAGCUAUAAACAAGGUUUCCUCAAUGCAUUGGCAACGGGAUGGAAUGGAAAGAUAAUUCUCAACCUUUUUGGAUACAUUAAACUGUUCUAAUACCUAUUUCUAAUAAAUGCAGACUGUUGAGAUUUUAGGUGAGCUAGUAGAGAAAGGUUCAGAGAGUAUGGAUGUCAGGAUUAAGGAGCAAGUUAUCACCAGAAUGAAAGCUGCUGUUGCUAGCAAGCAAUUUGGACAAGAAGAUGUUUUGUGUUCCCUUACAGCUGAUUUAAUAUUAAUUGACCAUCCUAUGCAUUUUUUCCAGUGAGUGGUUAUUUUAUUAGCUCUUUGUCUAAUUGUGGCAACCAUUUUCUUCCCCCCUUUUGUACCGAAGGCAUGUAUCCAAGUUUGCUCCAAGAACCCAGCAAGUUUUGAUGCUGAUAAUGUGUGUGUUGCAAAGCUCUUGGGAGGAGGUCUGCAUAACAGCACAAAUGCAUAAUAGUUUGGGGUAUGGUUUUGAAAAACGAUGCAGUGGGAAGUAUAAAGCAAAUGGAGAAGGCAAAGGUAGCUGUGUUUGUUACAGGUGUUGAUACCUCAGCCACUGAAACAAAAGUAACUGUCUUAAUCCACAGUGCUGAACAGCUAGAGAAUUAUGCAAAAACUGAGGAAGCUAAGGUUGAGGAGCUCAUCAAAGCAGUGGCAGAUUCUGGUGCCAAAAUUAUUGUUAGUGGUGAAGCAGUUGGUGAAAUGGCAUUGCAUUUUUGUGAGCGUUACAAGUACAUCGACCUUCCUAGUUCUUUUUUUCUUUUCCAUAAUAAUUCUCAACUUUGUUCUUUCUUGUCUUCAUCAGAAUCAGAUGCAAGCUUACUAAAGGACUUUGAUAGUUGAUGGCCAAAAAAAAUGUUUGAUACACUAUUUUUGAUAUUUGUAGAUGUUUUUGUCUCGAUCCUCCAUAGCAUUGGCUUCUAAUUUUGAAGUUUCUCCUUGCAGGCUAAUGGUCUUAAAAAUCAGCUCAAAGUUUGAACUGCGAUGAUUUUGCCACACAACUGGUGCUGUUGCUCUUGUAAGCAAGUCAUUUCUAGAUUAUGUUAGGAACUGUAUAUUUUGCUCUCUAACAUACCUGAGUUUUUCCAAGAGUUGAAACUCAGCCAGCCAAAGCUAGAUGACCUGGGAUAUGUUGAUUCAGUUUCGGUUGAGGAAAUUGGUGGAGUUUAGGUCACUAUUUUACGAAGUGAAGAAGGUGGAAACAGAGUUUCUACUCUGGUUCUUCAAGGAAGUACUGAUAGUAUAUUAGAUCAUCUUAAGAGAGCCAUUGAUGAUGGAGUGAAUAUGUAUAAGGUUUUUUGCUCUUAAAUAUGCUGCAGAUGCUGCUUGCACCGUAUUAUGAGUAGACCAGAUUAUAAUGGCAAAACCAGCUAGUGGUCCGAAAGAGAGAGCAACCUGCCAGAAUGGAUGACGACUAGCGUCUGCACUGAAGUCGAUCAAUUGUCUUCAUAUUGUAUCUCACUGAGCUGGUUCUGAACUUGUUUAUGCAUCUCUUGUUUUCUUUUGGAUGCCCAAGAACUUUGGCUUGGAAAUUUUUUUUUUUAAUUUUAAAAAAGAAAAAUUUCUUGUUCUUUCUUCAACUGUUACUUGAAUCUCUUCAAUGGCUGUAAUGCUCUACUGAAAA